AUAGCUGAUCUGAUAAGGCAAUUCUGGCUUCAGUUCAUUAGAAAUCAGAUCUAAAAAAUGGCAGUGGAAGGAAGUAAGGUGCAAGCCUUGGUUUCAGAUGUGUUGAAAGUUGAUGCAAUUGAAGAAGCCUUCAAUGAUUUCCUGGUUCAACGCAAGGAUGAAGGAAUCAAAUACAGUGCUUUGGAAAAGGAGAUCAUAGCAAUGAUGAAUGAUACCCAAGGUGAAUCACAAGAUGCGGUUUUGCCACAACUUGUUGGUGUUAUUUCUUCUGUCAGUAGUGAUUCCCAUUCAAAGCUCUUAUUUAAACUUCUGGAAAGUGUUGUGAAUGCAAAUAUUGCAACUGCACGGAAAGUGUGUGAUACUCUUCUAGCUAAUGAAAAGCUUACACCAUCAAAUCCAUUAUUAUGGCAAGGAAGCUUUUCAGUAAUCAGAAAAAUUGUUUGCCAUGUGGACUAUAAAGGAGUUAGAGAAAUAAUGAAAACUUGUCUGGAAAAGGCCCAACUGCUGCCCAGCCGCUUCUCCACCUCAGAAUUUCCCAAUGUUACAGCACUGGAACAUACCUUAAAGCACAUUCUUGAUCGUCAAGUCUGUCUGUUACCAGCAUAUUUCAUUGUCAAUGAAAUCAGGAAGAUGUACCCAGAUAACAAAGACUGGCCUCACUGGAAACUGGCCGGGCUUUUAUCGGAAGUAGUGGAUAGCUUUCGCCCUUUAGUGCAAAUGCUUUCUCCCAUAGGAAGACCUUUGAUGUUUCCUGUGGUCGACCCUUCAGCUCAUGGCGUCCACCAUAGUUGGAAACUUGAACAGGGCACCCUGAAACUUGCCCUGAAAGGAAAUCUUCCCUAUGAAAAGGAGUAUACCGAACCACAGACUCGCCUGAUACGCUAUGUUUUAGAGCAACCUUACUCUCGUGAAGUCCUUUGUGGAAUGUUGGGUCUACAAAAGCAGCACAAGCAGAGGCAUGCGGUAUUGGAAGAACAACUUGUAGAACUUCUGGUACAAGCAAUGGAACGCGCUGAAAAUACCCCUGAACAAGAUUCAGAUGCUGCUGAUGAACUGGGUGUUUCACAUUGGCUCUGGCAUCACCUGUCUAGCCAAAUUAUUUACUUUGUUCUCUUCCAGUUCGCCUCCUUUUCUCACCUGGUCACGCUUUUGCACGAAAAAUUGGCAGAACGAAAACUACGGAAGGGACGCGACCAAUUGAUGUGGGUCCUUCUCCAAUACAUAUCUGGCAGCAUUCAGAAGAAUCCAUUGGCUGAAUUUUUGCCACUCUUGCGCCUCUAUGAUCUCCUGUACCCAGAACGGGAACCCUUGCCCGUCCCUGACUACACCCGACCUAUCUGCGUGCAUCAGAUGGCUGUUGCAUGUAUAUGGAUACAUAUUGUGAAGAAGGCUCAAACUGAACAACAAAAUGCGCAGAAAGAAAUUGCUGCUGCUUCUGCGGCUGCUGCCGGUUCCGGAGGAAUUGCUCCAUCCCCUGCUCAACCCGGUGGAAAAACGGAUUCACGAGCUUUCACAACACUACUUCAGAGACAUUUCCCACAAGCGCUCAAAAAUCAUCAAGAAUUCUUGCAACACAAUGCACUUAAUCCUCCUAGCAGCGCCCCUUCUGGGGACUACAGGGUAGCACUACUUUGCAAUGCCUUCUCCACAACCUUGGACUGUUUGGCCCGUCCCAUGGGUUCACUAAUGGAAUCUUUGCACGGUAACCUCAGCCAAAAAGGUUCUGGCAAUGCAGGAGGCGGCACCGGUGGCAUGCCAAACACAGGACCUAUUUCUCCAAUUCCUCUGGCCUUCUUGGAUGCAUUGACUGUCCAUGCAAAAAUGUCACUGAUCCAUAGCAUAGUGACGCACGUGAUCAAGUGUGCUCAAACCAAAAUGAAUGUACCACUGGCACCAGCUCUCGUUGAGACGUAUAGCCGCCUGCUGGUCUACACUGAAAUCGAGUCACUGGGCAUCAAGGGCUUUAUUACUCAAGUAAUGACGAGUGUUUCGAAAUCACAAGCAUGGGGCAUCUUCCAUACAUUGGUGGAAAUGUUCACUUUUCGUGUUCACCACAUGCAGCCACAAUAUCGCAUUCAGCUGUUAACUCUGUUACACUCGUGUGCCGUGCCACAGCAACAUCAGACACAGUUGACGCUUUGUGUCGAGAAUGCCGCUCUAAGGCUGAUUGGAUUACUUGGUGCAGCGGAAAUGCAGCCAUGUUAUUCACGUUCAGCUGCUGACAUCAAGCCAUUGUUUUCCAGCGAUUCCGAAGAACUUAAUCGGGCUCUAAUUCUGACUCUCGCUCGGGUUAUCAGUGUCGCUGGCUGUGAGACUCAACAUAGCAGUUGGUACAAAGACCUUUUGACGCUUAUCCAACAGCAGACGCCACAUAGCUGGUCGAGCAACACCAGGGAUUGUUUCCCGCCGCCGCUUGCCGAAUUCUUCAGCCAGGCACAGAACCAACCUGCCAAAGAAUCGAAGCAACAAUUGAAACAGUCUAUUGAAGAAGAGCAUCGGAAAGUCCUAGCCAUGAAUCCAGACGAUUGGCCAGCUCACUUUGCUCCUCAAUCGAACAACCCACCAUUUUUCCUAUGUCUUUUGUGGAAACAACUUCUCGAAACCGAGCGUAUCAACCCUGUUGCUUACAAAUGCAUCGACCGUAUAGGCGCCCGUGGAUUGGGGAGUCACUUGCGAACAUUCUGCGACUUUUUGGUCUACGAAUUCGCCAACUCGGGUAAAGGCCAGCACGUCAACAAGUGCAUAGAUGUGCUAAACGAAAUGGUGUGGCAGUAUAACGUCGUCACUAUCGAACGACUAGUCCUCUGUUUAGCAUUACGACCGCUAGAAGGAAAUGAAGCUCAGGUUUGCUGUUUCAUCAUUCAGCUCUUGCUUCUCAAGACACCACAGUUCCGUUCGCGUGUUCAAGACUUCGUGAAAGAUAAUUCGUCGGAGCAUUGGCGCCAAAACAAUUGGCAUGAAAAGCAUUUAGCCUUCCAGCGAAAGUUUCCCGAACGUUUUGGACCGCCCGAGUCAGUGCUGGAGACUAUAGGGCAGGGUGGAUCUUACCAAUCCCUUCCUACGUACUUUGGCAAUGUGUGCCUCCGUUUCCUACCAGUUUUCGACAUCACCAUUCAUCGUUUCACAGAAAUUCCACCCGUCACCAAGUCACUGGAAACGAUCCUGGAACACCUAGGCUGCCUGUACAAAUUUCACGAUCGUCCAGUAACGUACCUUUACACUACGUUACAUUACUAUGAACGCAAGCUGCGUGAUAGGCCGCUUCUGAAGCGAAAACUAGUUUCCUCCAUCAUGGGCUCUCUGAAGGAUGUCCGACCUCAAGGAUGGGCUUUGUCUGAGGCCUAUUUAAGUUAUAGCGUUCGCUCGGCCGAAGACCUAAAUUGGUUGCCAGAAUUAGAUUACUACGUCAAGUUAGUGGGUCGUCUGGUUGAUACCACUGCCGGUCGAUCACCAUUCCCGUUCCCAGCUAUGGAUUGGCGGUUUAAUGAGUUCCCUAAUGCUAGCUGCCAUGCUCUGUACGUUACAGCGGUUGAACUUUUGGCUCUUCCUGCUUCUCCUGCUAUCGUGGCCAAUGCACUAAUGGAUGUCGUCUUACAAGGCUAUAAUCUUUUGCCAGUUUCGGAAGCGACGCCAGUGGAAUCGUGGGUCAAUGCCGUAGGUCUCCUACUGACAUACUUGCCCGAAUCCUACUGGUCUGUCUUGUAUGAGCGGAUCGUUGAGUUGUUGAGUGGCCCGCAGCUUUCUUGCUACACCUAUCCCUGUUCACCGCUUCAUCUGUUUCAUUUUUCGACUGUCGUCGGCCAAGGUCUAGACGCGCCAUUUGUCCUAUUGCUAGCUGUCGCCCACGCAUUUUUCACCCAUGCAAAUAUAGGUCAGAUGGGCGGUCUUCCUCAGUUUGUCAAAGAUCGUCUACAUCCUCUGAUUCGUACUGAGGAGCAGUACCUUUGGCUAUGCCAUUUGAUUGGCCCCACUUUACAGAGGUUUAGUGUGGACAAGCCCAAGUGCGUUUUUGAUUUGACUGUGGAAUUAUACGAACUCCUUGAGCAGGUAGACAAAAAUGUUGCUGAAAUCAGGAUGAUUGAUCCUAUCUGUGAUCUUCUCUACCACAUUAAGUACAUGUUCACUGGCGAUCAAGUUAAAACAGAAGUAGAACAGGUCAUCCGGAACUUGAAACCUCCAUUACGAUUACGACUCAGGUUCAUCAGCCACUUAAACCCACAAUAAAAUUGAAGCGAAAGCGAUUUCAAUAGAAAAAACCGAAAUAUUUGCCAACUUCCCAAUCGCUUCAUAAUUUUUCGACGCUUUUGAUAAAAUGUAUGUACAAAAUGAAUCGUAUUAAAUUAAACGAUUUUUGGGUU
Messenger RNA from Daphnia carinata, 4358 nucleotides. RefSeq names its product mediator of RNA polymerase II transcription subunit 23-like (gene MED23). Gene Ontology annotation, cellular component: mediator complex; transcription regulator complex. Gene Ontology annotation, biological process: positive regulation of gene expression; regulation of transcription by RNA polymerase II. NCBI's taxonomy places the organism in Eukaryota, Metazoa, Arthropoda, Branchiopoda, Diplostraca, Daphniidae. The record is from RefSeq and is a predicted model, not a curated record.